AAACACCAACUGCUUAGGUCAUCAAUGUGCGACUUUACUUACUAACACUGAACGGGGCGUUUGUUGUGUUUAGUUCGCCGUAAAUAUGGAUAAAAUACCGGAGACAGAUAGCCUUGAAAUGCGCAUCGAGGCACUGGAGAACCGAAUAAAUGGAGAAAGAAGAAUUAGAAGUGGGAAACCAGUUAAGUGUGCCGAGUCUUUGACCAGGGUUCAGUCUGCUCUGACCAACACAGCCAACAAGAGAGAGCGAGUAAAGAUCCUGCACAAAAAAAUUGAAGACUUGAUGAAGUAUCUGGACCCCCAGUUCACCGAUCACAUCACUGUACCAGACACAAUGAAACUGGAGUUCAUCCUUGCUGAGGAGGACUUCUUGCUCUCUCAGGCUGCUAUGCUGGAGCAGGUCAACACCAUGCAGCCACUGCUAGACAGCACCUACAUCCGAGAUGUGCCGGAACACGCAACCAAACUGCAUCGUCUGUCACAAAUUCACAUUAAAGAACAGGACCAAACUGAGGCUCAGUCACAGGAAGUGAAGAAACUUUUUGAAGAAUACAACAAAAUGAUGUUCCUGCUGUCCAAGCAGUUCACCCAGUGGGACGAGACCCUGAGGACGAUGGAGGAGGCCAAAGGAAUUCGACCUGUGGAGUAGUUACUGCACUGUAACACAAACGUCUGUGAUUGGAUUAGAGAUGAAGAACCCUGGACCACAGACAAAACUCUGUCAGACUUGUAUUUUAUUUUCCUUCCUGUAUUCUAAUAUGUUAAAAGAAAAAAACUUGCAUAGAACCACAAUUAAAUGAAGUCAGUUAAGAAUAUUCCGAUAAAUUAAAAAGCAUACUUUUUUUGAGUCCAUCAUA
Molecule: messenger RNA, 857 nt
Organism: Oryzias melastigma (Indian medaka)
Lineage: Eukaryota; Metazoa; Chordata; Actinopteri; Beloniformes; Adrianichthyidae
Gene: dctn3
Product: dynactin 3 (p22)
Exons: 7
Coding region: 86-649 (187 amino acids)
Biological process (GO): cytoskeleton-dependent cytokinesis
Cellular component (GO): dynactin complex
Source: RefSeq, a predicted model, not a curated record